AUGGAUUGGCUUCAACCAAGGAGAGGCCCGGAGUGGAAGCGAGGAUGGACCAACCAGAUGUUGGCCUCGAUGUCCGCCCCGCCGCUCCACCUGCUCUCUGUCUUCUUCAUCGCCAUCUCACUGCUCUGGUUCUCCGGUCGCGUUCGGUAUGAGUCUGAGUUCCGCUACUCCAUGGUCAACCUCCAACUCCUCCUCUUCCUCUUGCCCCUCCUCAUCUUCCUCUUCUUGUCCCUCCAAUCCGGGGCUGCACGGCUCAACUAUCACCUCUCCUGGCAGCAGCCGCGACAUCCCAUGCAGCCCCACCUCCCCGGUGGUGUUGGUGGCGGCGGCGGAGGCGGUGACAACGGUGGUGGAGGGGGAGGGGGCAUUCCCUGGGGCGUUGCCAUCAUUCUGGUACUGGUCCUGGUGAUGGUGUCGUACCACCGGUCGUUUCAGUCCAUGUGGUUCGGGCCUCUGCGAAGGUCGGAUUGA
Messenger RNA from Eucalyptus grandis, 471 nucleotides. RefSeq lists its product as uncharacterized. The transcript has a single exon. The coding region runs from base 1 to 471 and encodes 156 amino acids. Lineage: Eukaryota; Viridiplantae; Streptophyta; Magnoliopsida; Myrtales; Myrtaceae. The record is from RefSeq and is a predicted model, not a curated record.